This is a messenger RNA of Cylas formicarius (sweet potato weevil), 4630 nucleotides long. Its product is annotated as probable ATP-dependent RNA helicase spindle-E. The transcript is spliced from 18 exons. The record is from RefSeq and is a predicted model, not a curated record. Gene Ontology annotation, cellular component: intracellular anatomical structure. Gene Ontology annotation, molecular function: ATP binding; RNA binding. NCBI's taxonomy places the organism in Eukaryota, Metazoa, Arthropoda, Insecta, Coleoptera, Brentidae. The coding region runs from base 203 to 4513 and encodes 1436 amino acids.
UACAGCGAUAUUUACGAAAUUGAAUUCGUGUAGUCUGUGAGGAUUAUUAUAUUACUAAUAUAAUAUAAAACAGGGGUUGAAUAGAAUUUUUUGGAUUUUAGAUUUUAAUUUAUUUUUCCGACCCAGCAAUCUUGGAACAAUUUAUUUCGAUGUAAUUCUAGUAACACUGUAGAUAAGGGGGUAUUGCUAGUUUUCUCUAGUUAUGAACCAAUUACUGCAGAAAGUGGGUAAAAAUGUUACUUAUCCCACUGGUCGAGUAAACGGAGCGAUAUGCGUCUCAUACGGCGACGACGACUUUGAUAGUUCGGACAGCGACGAUGGCGAGUGUACCGACAAACUCUAUGAACAAAAGUUUGUCGAAAAGGAACUUAAAAGAUAUGGGGAACCAACGAACACUGGUUUGCCUAAAGGAUUUGCUGACGAUGUGAGCACCUUUACAGGGUUUUCCGAAGUCGAUAGCAUGUUCACGGGUAGGAAAAGCUUGCCUGCCGAAGUCUACCGCACUUACAAUUUCAAACUAAACACGGACAUAAAGAAGCAACUGCCCAUCGACUCUUACAAACAACAGAUCCUGUCGAGGAUCGAUCUUAAUCAGGUGAUAGUUAUUGAGGGCCCGACUGGUUGCGGCAAGACCACUCAAGUGCCGCAGAUGAUUAUGGACAGUUUUCGCGAGAAAAAUAUGUACUGCAACAUCGUGGUCACUCAGCCGCGAAAAAUCGCUACGAUAAACGUUGCCAAAAGGGUUUGUCAGGAGAGAGGCUGGGCUUUAGGAACCGUUUGCGGGUAUCAGGUUGGUUUAGAGAAGAAGUUGUCCCCAGACGUCAUCAUCACCUAUAUGACAAUCGGGGUGCUGCUGCAGAAACUAAUACAGGCAAAGUCUUUGCGACAAUACACCCAUAUUGUUAUUGACGAGGUGCACGAGCGCAACCAGGAGCUCGAUUUCCUCCUGUUGAUUGUUCGCAAAUUUUUAUUUACUAAUUCCCCACAAACGAAGAUUGUGCUGAUGUCAGCCACCAUAAAAGCGGACGAGUUUGCAUAUUAUUUUCGCAGACAGACCUUUGGGCAGACCAUUCGGGCGCCUAUCAUUUCCAUCAACAAGGAGAGUCCCUACACCAAAACCAUUUUUUAUCUGGAACAGAUUGACAAGAUCAGCCAAAAUAUGCCAAAACUUGACUUAAUGCGGCCGAAUAUAUCAAACGAGGUGUGGAACGUGUUCCUGUUCCUGGUUGCCAUCUUUGACCGGCUCGAGCGAGGCGACUCAGGUAUGAACCGUAACGGCACGGUGCUCGUCUUUUUGCCCGGCAUCUAUGAAAUCGAAGAGGCGCAUAGCCGUCUUGCUCAAGAGGACCCCGAUGGCAAGAAAUGGGAUAUCAUACCCCUUCACUCGUCACUACCCAACGACGAGCAAGCUCGGGCCUUUAUGCCAUCCAAGUCCAACACCCGAAAGAUCAUCUUGUCGACCAACAUCGCUGAAAGCUCGGUCACGGUGCCUGACUCGUCAUUCGUGAUCGAUUUCUGUCAGACUAAAGUGAUGACUGUUAAUCCGGAGACAAAAUACUCGACCCUGAAGCUGGAAUGGGCGUCGCAUGUUAACUGUGACCAGAGGGCAGGCAGGGUAGGGAGGACGUGCGACGGUCGCGUCUACAGACUGGUCACCCGCGAAUUUUACAUGGAAAUGAACCGCCACGGCACGCCAGAGAUCCUCAACUCGCCACUGGAACACGUCGUUUUGCAGGCGAAAAUGCUCGAGCUGGACGAGACGCCUGCGCAGAUCUUGGCGCUGGCGAUGAGUCCACCCGCCCUCAGGAACAUCGAGACCACCAUUUGGCUGCUGAAGGAGAUCGGCGGUCUCUUGAAGACGUGUCGCGGCGUUCCCGCGAACGCUGACGGCGACAUAACCUUUUUGGGUCGCGUGAUGGCAGGCCUUCCCCUAGACGUCCAUCUGGCCAAGCUGAUUGUAUUGGGUCAGUUGUUUAGCUGUCUUGAAGAGACUAUAGUCAUAGCCGCCGGAUGCUCCAUCCAGAACAUAUUUUCCGUGCCGUUUCAGAGACGAUUGGACGCUUAUCGCAAGCUGCUGGUGUGGUCUGAUGGGUCGUGCAGCGACCUGAUAGCUUUGCUUAACCUGUACACGGUGUGGGUGAAUUUGAAGCGGGAGAACGCGUUCGCGUCCCAUAGAGAAGAGAUGUUCUGGUGCCGCACCAACCUGGUCAGCCUGAAGGGUCUGAAGGAGUGGAAUCUGUUGAUCAUGGAAAUUAAGCAGCGACUGGAGAGGAUGGAGAUCAAAGAGACCGACGGGCCAGGCAAGGUGACCUUAGGCGAUACAGAGAAGCCGAUGGUUUUAAAGGUUAUAGUGGCGGGCGCGUUCUACCCGAACUUCUUCAUCAAAACGCCUGAUUCGAGCCAGAUGACAGAACGAGAGGCGGUAAAGACGGUGGGCGGUCGGGACCCCUUCUCCACCGUGUACUUCACGGGGAUGGAUCCGAAGCAGCCGGGUCAGGUGUACGUCAGAUCGAUCAAACGGCUCAUCCGAGAGGACGGCGAACGGGAGACCGACGUGCAGAUCGGUUUCGACGGUAGCUCGAAAAUCUACGUCGAGUUCAAGGGGGCGGUGUCGCGCGAACCGAUCACCGUCAACGUUGAUGGCCACAAGAGGCUGACUAAUGUACCGGGACGCGUGCCGCUGCCAGUAUACGAGAUACUGCGCAAGCGCCAGCUGCACUACCCGUUCCAGCUGACUGUGUUGCCGUUCAACGAGGCGUGGGAGUUCGCCGAGAAGCACGGCCUGCGUCGGAACAUGCCGUCGGGCAAGGCAUUGUACCAGGAGCGACGGAACUGCUACUCGUCGGUGCAGUACUCGCCGUUACCCACGAUGGACACUACCUUCAUCUCGCUACAUAUAUCAAACUUUAUAAACACGGGGAAUUUCUGGGCGCAGAACGCUACCGAAGAAACGAAUGUGUACCUGCAGCAGAUCGAUGAGGCUCUUAAUAAGCAGGUGCUGAUGCAGGUGACCGAGACAGUCAAACUGGACAAGAUAUAUGCUGCCAGGUUCAGGGAGGACGGCCAGUUUUACAGAUGCAAGGUGCUGACGACGGGCGGGCGGGUCCAUCAGAUCAGAUUUAUCGACUACGGCAACCUACAAGAGGUGCAAACCGACGAGCUGUACUACGUACCGCAACGGCCACAGUGCGUGAUAGCGCCGCUUGCGUUCAAGUGCGAGCUGCACGGCGUGAAACCGACGUUUCGUUUCAAUCCGUCGGGUGUUUGGGACGAAGAAGUGAACACUGACUUUAAGAAAUUGACCGAAGGAAUCCUGCUGUACGGAGAAGUAUAUUCGGUGGUGGAAGACGUGGUGGAGCUUACUCUGUAUCGCAGCGAGAACAAGGAGAUCUCCUUGAACCAGUACUUGCUGAACAAACAUUUCGCGGAGGUCUGCGCGCCUAGUUUCCGGUCGGAGCAAAAUCACCAGCAGCGACUGGCGGUCCAAGCUGCCGAAAACCCCGACCAAGAGGCCAACCGGCUGGCAUACGACAAAAUCGUCAGCUACAGCGACUUCAUGGCGCCCCAGGUAGACCACGGACGUCACCACACGGUCAUCCACCUCCGCGGUCCAUUCAGUCCGCUCGAAGUCAAACUGUAUUGCUGCACGAUGGCGGGGAGCAGCAAGAGCGUCGACGUCGAGGGCACCUCUGUCAACGCCGUACUGCUGGACAACGAGCCGGAAAGUCCGCACGCGCGCCUCCUGGUGGCCGCGCACGUUAGUCAGACCGGCGACGGUAACCGACUAAAGCUUAGGCAGACAACGCUGAUGCCGAAUUUGCCAGGCCUGCCGAUGCUGCUGGCGGUCAUCUUUUGUCCGACGAUGGAACCCAAGCUAACCAACGACAACACGCUGGUGGCUGCCGUAUUGUGCGGUCUCGGGUGCAACGACACGACGGGCAAGCCCUUGUACCCCGUCCACGACAUAUGCCUGACGCUCGAUACAGAGCUGACGAUCGAGGAACUCGAAAUGAUCAACCGCCUUAGGUACCUAAUGAAUGCGGGCGUGAAGCUGCUGAACGACAUCGAACGGAACAUGUCUACCCAGAAGGAGUUAGUUAACACCCAGAUCAAAAUCAAGGAGCACCUGUUCAAGUUAAUCAAAAUGGAACGCGUACCGAUCGACCGGCGCAACGUCGCGCCGCGCAGUACCGCUUGGGGCAAACACGGAGGCCUAGGCUUGCUCAAACCGAGCAUGGACAAUGACGAGCAAGACAUCUGGGGCCUGUUGUGGUUCGUUAAGCUGGCGGGCCAGACCGAGGCGCUUAAGUGCGCCGCCACUAAUUUAGAAAUGAUGAAGGAUAUGAGUCUCGGCAUAAUACCAUUCGAGGAGAUCAAGUGCGUCCUUUGCGAAACAGAGCUGCUCUCAGUUUAUGAGGUCAGGCUCCAUCUGGUUUCGCCCCGUCACAAGGAAGCAGCAGAACGGUACCAGGAGCGGCUCGAAGAAAUUGACGAUGACGAAGAUGACGAAUGACCAUUUUUGAAAAGGCUUUUUAUACUUGUGCUUUUACGUUUAGAUUUAUGAUGGUUCGGUUUUUGUCCGGAUGUAUCUGACAGCUUUGAAAUGUUCAAGGCGUGUAUAAUAAAUGUU